AUGAACAACGGACUUAAAGUGGAACCGUACGAUUUUUAUUGCAAUGGAGGUCCAGAAGAAAGUUACGAUUUCUCUCCAUAUAUAAAGUCUAAAGAUCUUGAACCAGAAAUACUAAAUGGUCCAUACCUGGCAAUCGUAGAGCAACCCAAACAGCGUGGCUUUCGGUUUCGCUAUGUAUGUGAGGGACCAUCUCAUGGUGGACUACCUGGGGCAUCCAGCGAGAAAGGAAAGAAAACAUAUCCAACAGUUAAAAUCUUUAAUUAUGUAGGCCUGGCCAAGAUUGAAGUGGAUUUGGUUACACACACAGACCCGCCACGUGUUCAUGCUCACAGCCUUGUUGGAAAAUAUGCUAAUAAUACAGGAAGUUGUGAGGUGACUGUAGGACCAAAAGACAUGACCGCUCAGUUUAAUAACUUAGGGAUUGUCCAUGUCACAAAAAAGAGUCAGAUUGAAAUACUGAAGGAAAAGAUAAAGCAGCAAAUCGAGAGAAUGCGUACUUUUACAGAACAAGAUGAGAAAAAUUUAGAUGCAGAAGUAAAAGAUCUGAAGAAAGUGACAGACUUGAGCAUUGUCCGGCUUCGGUUUACAGCAUAUUUGCCAGACAGCACUGGUGCUUACACUCUCCGUUUGAAGCCAGUCAUUUCUGAUCCUAUCCAUGACAGCAAAUCUCCUGGAGCGUCCAACCUGCGUAUUUCACGAAUGGACAGGACUGCGGGCUCUGUAAAAGGAGGAGACGAGGUGUACUUACUCUGUGAUAAAGUGCAGAAAGAUGACAUAGAAGUGCGGUUUUAUGAGGAUGAUGAUAAUGCAUGGCAGGCAUAUGGGGACUUUGCACCAACAGAUGUCCACAAGCAGUAUGCCAUUGUGUUCCGCACUCCUCCAUACCGCAAGCUGCAAAUUGACCGCCCAGUGACGGUGUUCUUGCAACUAAAGCGAAGACGUGGCGGAGAUGUCAGUGACUCCAAGCAAUUUACUUACUACCCCUUGGAUCAAGACAAAGAAGAAGUGGAGAGAAAAAGGAGAAAAGAUAUUCCUUCACUAAAUCACAACUUUGGUGGAGGAGCACCCAUGGGGGGUGCAGGAGGAGGAGGCGGAGGCUCUGGCUCUGGAGGGUUUGGGCAUGCAGGAGGUAACAAUAUGAAUUACCACUAUGGAGGCAUGCAUACUGCUUUCUAUCCACCUGCCGGCCAAGUCUACCAGGGGGGUGCAUACUCGAUGAAAGCUGACUCUUCUGAGACGUCACCCCAGCCAGUAAACAUUAAGAAAGAGGCUGAAGAGGUCACAUGCAGUCCCACACAGGAAAAUGUUCCAUCUCUCCAGAGAGAACACCAAGAGACCAUACGUCAAGCUCAUAUGUGCAGUAUGAAAAUGGUGUUCCUGGCCCAGCGUACCUCCAAAGCCUUAAUGGACUAUGCAGUAAGUGCAGACCCUCGCAUGCUGCUGGCUGUGCAGAGACCCCUGACUGCCACUCGGGAUGAGAAUGGAGACACGCCGCUCCACCUUGCUGUCAUACACGGACAGACAGCAGUCAUUCAGCAGCUGGUAGAUGUCAUGAAAGGGGUUCCACAUCAGAAAGUCCUCAACAUUUGCAACAACCUUCACCAGACUGCUUUGCAUCUUGGCGUGAUCACCAAACAAUACCAAACAGUUGCUUUCCUGCUAAGAGCUGGAUCAGAUCCCACUGUCCUUGACCGUUUUGGAAACUCAGUGCUACAUUUAGCUGUUCAAGCCAAAGAUGAUAAAAUGCUUCAGGUUCUCUUAGAUCACCAAUUCAGUGGCUACAAAAAUCUCCUCAACAUGCCUGAUUAUCAUGGCCUGUAUCCAGUUCACUGGGCAGUAAAGGUGGAGAAUGAGAAAUGUUUAGAGCAGCUGGUGAAAAGUGGUGCUGAUGUCAAUGCUGCAGAACGGAAGAGUGGGAGAUCCCCGCUGCACAUUGCUGUGGAAAUGAACAAACUGAAUAUGGCUGUUACCCUAAUCAAGAAGCUGGGGGCAGAUGUAAACGCUCAAACCUUUGGAGGGAAUACUCCACUGCAUCUGGCUGCUAGUAUGGGAUCUCCAGUGCUGACAAAGAUGCUCAUCAAUGCAGGUGCAAAUGUCUUAAUGGAAAAUGAUGAGCCAGUACAUAGCACAGCAUGCAGUGACAGUGAUGAAACAGACAGUGAUUCUGAUGUGUCUAUGGAUACUGACUCUGACCAGCAAGGAGACAGUGAUUCUGAAGACAGUGGAACCAUGGAUACAUAUCGAGAGAAUGAAAGAAUACAAUGUGGCGCUAAGAGGCGUUAUCCUGGACACACUCCGCUGGAUCUAACCAAAAGCCAGAAAGUGCGGGAUAUCUUGUGUAAACACCCAGGUGGGUGUGCAUCUUCCAAGCCAACUGAACAAACACCAGUGAAUGUGCUCUCCCUGGAAACCAAUACUGUAGAACGCCUUGAGAAACUACUGAACGAGGGCCAGACGGGAUCAGACUGGACUGAACUUGCUUCACGGCUGAGACUUCAGAGUUUGGUGGACACUUAUAAAAAUACAUCGUCCCCUACAGAGAACCUUCUGCGUAGUUAUGAGCUUGCUGGUGGAAGUCUCACUGGGCUGAUUAGAACACUAGAGUCCAUGGGAGUGAAUGAAGGCGUGCAACUUCUGCGCAGCUCGGAGACAUUCGUGAAGCAGGCAAUUGAAGAUGAUGGACAGACGAUGGUGGACAGUGCCUAUGGAAGUGAGUCGGUGGAUAUGGAACAGUCUACAGCAUCUGAACCUCAGAAACCUGCCCUUCUCGGGACCACCAGGUUGUCUCCAACACAAGAAUUAGCCCCAGGAAAUGAGCCAUCAAGUGGGCAAUAAAACAGACACUGAAGGAGGAAUCACCUUGGAUUCCGCCCACUAACAUGCAGAAGGACUCAGUUUGGUGCCUAAAAUUUAUCUAAUGGUGUGAGCCACUGAUUCUCAAUUCUCUCCUAAUGUGAAGAUUUUAUAAUCAUGUUAUAGAGAGAACUCUGUCGACAUUGUUUUAGCUCGC
This is a messenger RNA of Nanorana parkeri, 3010 nucleotides long. RefSeq names its product nuclear factor kappa B subunit 2 (gene NFKB2). Gene Ontology annotation, cellular component: cytoplasm. Gene Ontology annotation, biological process: canonical NF-kappaB signal transduction; innate immune response; cellular response to stress. The transcript has 22 exons. NCBI's taxonomy places the organism in Eukaryota, Metazoa, Chordata, Amphibia, Anura, Dicroglossidae. The record is from RefSeq and is a predicted model, not a curated record. Gene Ontology annotation, molecular function: RNA polymerase II cis-regulatory region sequence-specific DNA binding; DNA-binding transcription factor activity, RNA polymerase II-specific; protein binding. Bases 1 to 2835 code for a protein of 944 amino acids.